Messenger RNA from Crotalus tigris (Tiger rattlesnake), 4000 nucleotides. Its product is annotated as zinc finger protein 850-like. Gene Ontology annotation, biological process: regulation of transcription by RNA polymerase II. Gene Ontology annotation, molecular function: DNA-binding transcription factor activity; RNA polymerase II cis-regulatory region sequence-specific DNA binding. The transcript is spliced from 2 exons. The record is from RefSeq and is a predicted model, not a curated record. Lineage: Eukaryota; Metazoa; Chordata; Lepidosauria; Squamata; Viperidae. Bases 889 to 3297 code for a protein of 802 amino acids.
UGAGCAGGGGGUUGGACUAGAAGACCUCCAAGGUCCCUUCCAGCUCUAUUCUGAUAGAUCGAAUAGGCAACAUCUGUGUCUAGAAAGCGGAUACUGCAAUUCAGCAAGCAGUCUCUGUGAUUGAAUUUAAAGGAGUUAAAACCAAAGAGUACUGCACUGCUAGAAAGGAUGGGAACAAGAGAAGGGCAAAGGAACUUCCUCUUCUGGAUCACUCAUGGGAGGAAGGAGGCGGGCGGAGAGGCUUUUGUGCUCUUCCAAGGAUCGAAGCAGCAGCUGGGAGGCAAAGAGGAUGGCAAUAAGAGCACUCUGGAUAACUGAGAAUAAGAAGCAACAUUGAAAGAAAAUUGACCCAGAAAUCAAAAUAUUUUGCAUUUCCUUCAGAAAGCCACAAUAUUCUCCUUUUCCAGCAGCUGAUAGGCAAAGGAGAGAAAAUUAAGAAAGAUUUCAAGCUGGAAUAACUAGAGCAUAUGGAACUCAAGGAUGAAUUACAUGAAAAGUCAAGGGAGAUUAUUCUUUAUUCAGUAAAAGAGGGAAAUAUCUGGAAGUCACUGGAUAGCAAAAAGUCACAUGGAGAGCCACCUACGGCAGACAGUGAUGCAAGCCGUGCUCUGGGAGGAAAAAAACAGCUUUAAUUACAAAACCCAUUAAAAAGGGAUCACACAUGUUUUUGACAUCCUCAAGGCUAUAAGUGGUGGAGAAGCUCCAUAGAUGUGCUUGCAAAUCACAGCUGAUUACGCAUGAGAGAACCUAUACAGGAGAGAAGCCAUAACAUUUCUCCAAAUGUGGUAAAUACUUUAUUGAGCACGGCAAUGUGGUGAAACAUCAGGGGACUGACACCACAUAUGAAUGCCCAGAUAAUGUGAAAGUUUCAUUUAAAAUUCCCACGUCAUGAGACACCAGAGGACUCACACAGGAGAGAAACAGUUCCAAUGUCCUGAUUCUGGGAAAAGUUUCAUUAAAAAUUCUGACCUGCUGAGACCCCAGAGGACUCACACAGGAGAGAAACCCUUUGAAUGUCCUGAUUGUGGUAAAGGCUUCAAUUACAAUUCCCACCUGGUAAUACACCAGAGGACUCACACAGGAGAGAAACCCUUUGAAUGUCCUGAUUGUGGUAAAGGCUUCAGUUACAGUUCCAGCCUGGUAAUACACCAGAGGACUCACACAGGAGAGAAACCCUUUGAAUGUCGUUAUUGUGGUAAAGGUUUCAGUAUCAAUUCCAACCUCGUGAAACACCAGAGGACUCACACAGGAGAGAAACCCUUUGAAUGUCCUGAUUGUGGUAAAGGUUUCAGUAUCAGUUCCAGCCUUGUGACACACCACAGGACUCACACAGGAGAGAAACCCUUUGAAUGUCCUGAUUGUGGUAAACGUUUCAGUAACAAUUCCAGCCUUGGGAAACACCAGAAGACUCACACAGGAGAGAAACCCUUUGAAUGUCCUGAUUGUGGUAAAGGUUUCAAUGACAGUUCCUGCCUUGUGAAACACCAGAGGACUCACACAGGAGAGAAACCCUUUGAAUGUUCUUAUUGUAGUAAAGGUUUCAGUGACAAUUCCAGCCUUGUGAAACACCAGAGGAUUCAUACAGGAGAAAAACCCUUUGAAUGUCUUUAUUGUGGUAAAGGUUUCAGUGAGAAUUCCAGCCUGGUAACACACCAGAGGACUCACACAGGAGAGAAACCUUUUGAAUGUCCUGUUUGUGGUAAAGGUUUCAGCAAUAAUUCCAGCCUGGUAACACACCAGAGGACUCACACAGGAGAGAAACCCUUUGAAUGUCCUCAUUGUGGUAAAGGUUUCCGUGACUGUUCCAGCCUUGUGAAACACCAGAGGACUCACACAGGAGAGAAACCCUUUGAAUGUCCUUAUUGUGGUAAAGGUUUCAGUGAGAGUUCCAGCCUUGUGAAACACCAGAGGACUCACACAGGAGAGAAACCCUUUGAAUGUCCUGAUUGUGGUAAAGGUUUCAGUGAUAAUUCCAGCCUUGUGAAACACCAGAGGACUCACACAGGAGAGAAACCCUUUGAAUGUCCUGUUUGUGGUAAAGGUUUCAGUGACAAUUCCAGCCUUGUGAAACACCAGAGUACUCACACAGAAGAGAAACCCUUUGAAUGUCUUUAUUGUGGUAAAGGUUUCAGCAAGAAUUCCACCUUGGUAACACAUCAGAGGACUCACACAGGCGAGAAACCCUUUGAAUGUCCAUUUUGUGGUAAAGGUUUCAGUAACAGUUCCAGCCUGGUGACACACCAGAGGAUUCACACAGGAGAGAAACCCUUUGAAUGUUCUGAUUGUGGUAAAGGUUUUAGUAAGAAUUCCGGCCUGACGAGACACCAGAGGAUUCACACAGGAGAGAAACCUUUUGAAUGUCCUGUUUGUGGUAAAGGUUUCAGUGACAAUUCCGACCUGGUAACACACCAGAGGACCCACACUGGAGAGAAACCCUUUGAAUGUCUUUAUUGUGGUAAAGGUUUCAGUAAAAAUUCCAGCCUGGUAACACAUCAGAGGACUCACACAGGAGAGAAACCUUUUGAAUGUCCUGUUUGUGGUAAAGGUUUCAGUAACAGUUCCAGCCUGGUGACACACCAGAGGAUUCACACAGGAGAGAAACCCUUUGAAUGUCCUGUUUGUGGUAAAGGUUUCAGUAACAAUUCCAGCCUUGUGAAACACCAGAGGAUUCACACAGGAGAGAAACCUUUUGAAUGUCCUGUUUGUGGUAAAGGUUUCAGUAAUAAUUCCGACCUGGUAACACACCAGAGGACUCACACUGGAGAGAAACCCUUUGAAUGUCCUUAUUGUGGUAAAAGUUUCACUACCAAUUCCAGCCUGGUAACACACCAGAGGACUCACACAGCAGAGAAACCCUUUGAAUGUCCUUAUUGUGGUAAAGGUUUUAAUGACAAUUCCAGCCUGGUAAAACACCAGAGGACUCACACAGGAGAGAAACCCUUUGAAUGUCCUGAUUGUGGUAAAGGUUUCAGGACCAAUUCCAGCCUGGCGAGACACCAGAGGACUCACACAGGCGAGAAACCCUUUGAAUGUCCUGAUUGUGGUAAAGGUUUCAGUGACAAUUCCAACCUGGUAACACACCAGAGGAUUCACACAGGAGAGAAACCCUUUGAAUGUCCUGAUUGUGGUAAAGGUUUCAGUAAGAAUUCCUACCUGGUAACACACCAGAGGAUUCACACAGGAGAGAAACCCUUUGAAUGUCCUGAUUGUGAAAAAUAUUUCAGUAAUAAUUCCAGCCUGGUAACACACCAGAGGACUCACACUGGAGAGAAACCCUUUGAAUGUUAUGAUUGUUAAAAAUGUUUCAGUACCAAUUCCAGUGUGGUGAGACACCAGACAACUCACACUGGAGAAAAACCCUUUGAAUUUCCUGACUGGGAAAAGUUUCGUUAGUAAUUCUCACCUUGUGAGACACCUAGCACUCACACAGGAGAGAAAUCCUUUGAAUGUCCUGACUGUGGGAAAACUUUCAGUCACAAUUCCAGCCUGGUGAGGAACCAGAGGACUCGCAAAGGAGUAAGGACCUACCCCAUUUUGCAUUUUAAGAAGACAGAACUCUUGGGAUAUUUCUUCCAACAGGCGUUUUUAUUAAGAGAAGAUGGUUGCAGGCGUUCUAGACAGGACCUGUGGCCCAAGCCCUCCCAUUCAAGGUUUUAAGUGGUCCCAAGCAGCCCCCCUACCCCACCGUCCUUCAAGCGACAAUCCCAGGAGUUACAUUUCCAUUCCUUUUUUCCUCAUGGUCGGCGGAAGGGAGACUUCAGAGAGGAAUAUAUGAAAGGUGAUGGGCCCUAUUGUUAUGGUUAGUCCUUUUGGUGAUAUCCACAUUCAGUCCCUUUGAAGUUGUAACAAAGGAAGUGAGAGCCCUAAAACCCUUUUGCUCAUCCCCCUUCCCCUUCGUAGUAUGACAGAAUCCAGAGAGGGCAGAAAUGAGGUUUUCCAUAGUUGAUAACUAGAGAUGAAAUAUAAUUUGAUUCUGACAUCCUGCCCCCUUAAAAAUAAG